Benincasa hispida (wax gourd) is the source of this 2374-nucleotide messenger RNA. Its product is annotated as xylan O-acetyltransferase 1. Gene Ontology annotation, molecular function: O-acetyltransferase activity. Gene Ontology annotation, cellular component: Golgi apparatus. NCBI's taxonomy places the organism in Eukaryota, Viridiplantae, Streptophyta, Magnoliopsida, Cucurbitales, Cucurbitaceae. The record is from RefSeq and is a predicted model, not a curated record.
AGAUUCGAAAACGAACUCAGAACCAACAAUCUCCUUUAAAGAAAAAACUAAACUUUGAGCUCACUCCUCUCUCUCUUUUCCUUUCUCUCUCUUCUCUCUCGUCCUAGUUUAAUGAUGUUGGAAUGCCUUAAAUCUGAUAUUUGUCAUUUCAAACGACCAAAUUGUCCUCUUACUUUGUCCGACACAUGAACCAUGUAAAUCUAUGUGUAGAUUCUCUAUUUCUUUACACACUCAUCUUUUGUAUAGUCAAAUAAAUAAUUUUUUUUGUUUGUGGAUAAAAGAGAUUAAAGUAUGAGUGCAGCCUAAUCAUUUUUAAUAUUCUGUUAUCUUUAUUUGGGGAUCCAUAACAAAUGUAGAUGAUUUGAAGUAGUUAGCCAUAAGGAGAGAAAGAAAGAAAAAUCAAAUGAAAAUACUGAGAAAGACAUCUCCUCUUCCUACCAGAAGGGAAAAAGAAGAGGCGUUCAUGAGACAAUCCCAUUUCACCAAACCUCAAAUUAGACUAACAAAAACCUAAUUCUCAACGUAAAGCUUUUCUCUUUUUCUCUCUCUCUAAACCCCAAAUCAAUGUCGUCGUUAUAUUUCAACUUCCUUCUCUUCAGCAAACCCAAUACUAAUUUUCUUCUUCUCGAAUGCAGCCGUCUCGCCGUAAAUUCUCUCUUUUCUCUUCAGAAAUGGCGGCAAUGAAAGCUCGAAAGAACAACAACCUCUCUAUAUUUGCAGUCGUUUUCUCCGUUUUUCUGUUUGGGGUUUUCAUGUACAAUGAAGACGUGAAGUCCAUUGCUGAAUUUCCAUUUUCCGGUUCUAAAACAGAGGGCGUUCAAGAACAGAGUGAAAAACAGAGCUCCCCUGUUCACAACGCUUUCCAAACUGACGUUUCGGUGAGUUCAAGAUCCCAACUCGGAACGAAUCAGGUGGAGAAUUCAGAAGAAACAGAAUCAGAAAUAGAAACGGAUGAAUCCGUUAAUCUGAAAUCCAUUGUUUCAAAAGAAGAUGAAGAACAGAGCAAUCAGAAAGUUGAUCAAUUGCCAGUGAUUGAAGAAGAAGAUGACGACGAUGUUGAAUUGCCCCCUGAAGAAUGCGAUCUGUAUAAUGGAGAUUGGGUUUUUGACAACACUUCUUAUCCUUUAUAUAAAGAAGAUGAAUGUGAAUUUCUCACAGCGCAAGUUACCUGUUUAAGAAAUGGAAGAAAAGAUUCUCUUUAUCAGAAUUGGAGAUGGCAACCCAGAGAUUGUUCUUUACCAAAAUUCAAAGCUAGAUUGCUUCUGGAGAAACUAAGAGGAAAGAGGCUGAUGUUUGUGGGAGAUUCAUUGAACAGAAACCAAUGGGAAUCCAUGGUUUGCUUGGUUCAAUCAGCGAUUCCUCCAGGCAGAAAAAGCUUGAACAAGACUGGAUCUCUCGCUAUCUUCAAAAUUGACGACUAUAAUGCUACGGUGGAAUUCUACUGGGCUCCGUUUUUGGUAGAGUCAAAUUCAGAUGAUCCAAAGAUGCACAGCAUUUUGAACCGUAUUAUCAUGCCUGAGUCCAUCGAUAAGCAUGGAGAGAAUUGGAAAAAUGUUGAUUAUCUCGUCUUCAAUACAUACAUUUGGUGGAUGAAUACUUUCACCAUGAAAGUUUUGCGUGGAUCGUUUGAUGAAGGAUCAACGGAGUAUGAUGAAGUUGAUCGGCCAGUAGCGUAUGGAAGAGUACUGAACACGUGGCUGAGAUGGGUUGAACAAAAUGUGAACCCUAAUCGAACCACUGUCUUUUUUAGCAGCAUGUCUCCUCUUCAUAUCAAAAGCUUGGAUUGGAACAAUCCAGAAGGGAUAAAAUGCGCAAAAGAGACAAUGCCAGUACUAAACAUGACAACGCCGUUAGAAGUGGGGACGGACCGUCGGCUAUUCUACAUCGCGAUGAACGUAACACAAACAAUAAAAGUGCCGGUCCAUUUCAUCAAUAUCACCGCCCUCUCCGAGUACCGUAAAGACGCACAUACCUCCGUUUACACCAUCCGUCAGGGCAAAAUGCUGACCGCCGAACAACAGGCCGAUCCCGCCACCUACGCCGAUUGCAUCCACUGGUGUCUGCCCGGCCUGCCCGACACCUGGAACGAGUUUAUUUACACACGCAUUAUUUCUGACUCCUAACAACGCCCUUACUAUACCAUUUUUCAUACCUCCGAUCCUCUUUCUUUUAUUUUUAUUUUUUUUUUAUUUUUUAAAAAAACAAGCUUUUGUAUAAUAUCUUCAUAUGAAAAUCUUCUUGGGGUUUCUGUUGUUGAUUUCCCCUUUUUUUCUGUUUGAGUUCUCGUGUAAUUUUUUUUUUUUUUUUUAAUGUAAGGUUAAAAGGAAAACAAUUAAUUCUUCUCUCCCAAAUAAAACAUGCGCAAGCCUUUGUU